This is a messenger RNA of Macadamia integrifolia, 996 nucleotides long. Its product is annotated as probable aquaporin NIP7-1. NCBI's taxonomy places the organism in Eukaryota, Viridiplantae, Streptophyta, Magnoliopsida, Proteales, Proteaceae. Bases 94 to 996 code for a protein of 300 amino acids. The record is from RefSeq and is a predicted model, not a curated record. Gene Ontology annotation, cellular component: membrane. The transcript is spliced from 5 exons. Gene Ontology annotation, molecular function: channel activity. Gene Ontology annotation, biological process: transmembrane transport.
UCUUCUCUUCACAACUGCCAACACAGAAUCAUCUAACUACUACCCUUCUCUAUCUGGUAAUUAAGAUCCUUUAAAGCAUCAGUCUAAGAGGCCAUGAGAAGUUUGGCUAUGAAAUAUCCAGUAUUCAAAGAACCUACUCCUUCUGAGGAAGCGUCUUCCAGCAGAGAAUCCCAAGGAGAUGAAGAGAUCGGACCUCAUAGAAACUCAAUAAUGAAUGGAGAAGUACUAACCUUGGAAAGUGCCAUUGCUACGGCCAGUCGAAGCAUUACUCGUGCGAGCAAUCUAACUCAGCUGGCUAGAGUGGGGGUUGCAGAGAUGGUUGGGACAUCCAUUUUGAUGUUCAGCGUGUGUGGGAUCAUAGCAGUGACGCGGAUCAUGAGAGGUGAAGUGGGUCUCUUGGAAUACGCAGCCACAGGUGGUUUGUCAAUAACCGUAGUCAUUUUCAGUGUAGGAUCCAUCUCAGGUGCCCAUGUUAAUCCCUCCGUCACAAUAGCCUUUGCAAGCUUAGGUGCAUUUCCAUGGUCCAAGGUUCCUUUGUACAUAUUGGCACAAAUGUUAGGAUCUGUCAUUGGAACGUACGUGGGGAAGUCAGUAUAUGGCAUUGACACAGAGAUGAUGACAACCCACCCACUUCAAGGUCGCUCCACUGCGUUCUGGGCGGAGCUCAUUGCUACCUUCAUCGUUGUCUUCCUAGCAGCAUCACUAUCUAGUCAUCCCCGAGCUGUUUCUCAUUUGGCUGGUUUUGUGGUUGGGAUUGCAAUUGCCCUUGCUAUUUUGAUAACAGGGCCUGUCUCCGGAGGGUCAUUGAAUCCGGCCAGAUCAUUUGGACCUGCUCUUAUUUCAUGGAAGUUUGAUGAUAUAUGGUUGUAUCUCUUUGCCCCAACUCUCGGAGCUGUGGCAGCAACUCUCCUCUUCCGGUUGCUUCGACUUCAACACCACCCUUCCUCCUCCUCCACUGCCCCUUCUUGUGCUCCUGCUAAUCCUUCAGUUGAUUAG